Limulus polyphemus (Atlantic horseshoe crab) is the source of this 1122-nucleotide messenger RNA. RefSeq lists its product as uncharacterized. The record is from RefSeq and is a predicted model, not a curated record. The transcript has a single exon. Lineage: Eukaryota; Metazoa; Arthropoda; Merostomata; Xiphosura; Limulidae. The coding region runs from base 1 to 1122 and encodes 373 amino acids.
AUGGAGCUACAAGAUUGUAGAUCACAGUGCUAUGACAAUGCUGCUGGGACGGCUGGACACAGAAGUGGUGUUCAUCAAAGAAUAUGUGAGAAAAACAACCUGGCAGUGUUUGUGAAUUGCGACAAUCACUCAUUCAACUUGGUGGGUAUACAUGCAGCCAAGCAGGAUACAAUGAUGGCCACGUUUUUUGGAAUCAUCGAAGCUGUCUACGUGUUCUUCUCUCGUUCAACACAGUGUUUGGAAAAACUCAAAAACGCCGUGCUUGUGGUUGUUAAGUCGCAGUCCGAAACCAGGUGGAGUACAAGGACAGAAGCAGUGAGGCCCGUCAACAAGUACCUUAAGGAGAUACUUCAAGUUCUCCAGGACAUGAUAGACAAUGAAAACGAGAUCAGUGAAAACAGAAAUGACGCAAGGCAGCAGUAUAACCGCAUGUUGAGUUACGAUUUUCUGACUUUGCUAGGAUUUUGGAACAAAGUAUUCAUUAGCAUUGACCGUAUUCAAAAGAGGAUGCAAGAUCCUAACAUGAACUUCCACGAUGCUGCCCUGGAUUUGAAAGCCAUCCGAGAUAAUUUUGAUGAUGAAAGAAAAGUGUUGGUCAGUGAGUCACUCGAAGAAGAGCUCGGUCUCUGUCAAGAAUGGAAUAUUAAAGUUGAAAGACGUCAGAGACGAAAGAAACGAAUGGCUGAUGAGAACUCGAGAGACGCUGGGUUAACAACCAAGGAGGAAAUGGAAAGAGUCAUGAAGGGAACACUCGGCCGUCUUCACAGAGAAAUGGAUGAAAGGUUCGCUCGUUUGCACGACACUGAUGCCAAGUUUGGGUUCCUUAUCGAUGUCGAGGGACUGUGUUACGGCGCCGACAGUAAAGACCUAAAGAAGAAGUGCGAAAAUUUGGGCGAAUUGUACAACUCUGAUGCUGAUGGACAGCAGCUAUAUGAAGAAAUUUUGGAUUGCAGAAUGUUGCUAUCAAGUCGGGCCAACAUAAAAAUAUCAAGACCCGAAGAGCUUCUCGAAUUUAUUGUUCAGUAUGGAGAUGUGAGCGUCUUCCCCGAUCUUCGCAUUGCUAUUCAGAUAAUGCUAACCAUCGCAGUUUCCAUCGCCAGCUGUGAGAGAUCAUUCAGCUAG